CGCUGAAUCCCGUUCGUUUAUAAAUAGAUUAGGCUGGAGAGAGACACUCUACAGUUGUCCAGCAGCAGCAGCAGCAUCCGUUGUUGUUGUAGUUGUCGAUAGUGCGUACGUGACCCAUUUGAACUGUGUACAAUGUGUUUUGGCAUGACGUGGAGAUGCGUAUAGUACGAGGAUUGCUCUUAGUCUGCGCCAUGAGCGCCGCUUGGGCAUUGGCUGUAGAAGAUGUGGAUGAUGAAUUAAAGUAUGAAGAGCCAACGGUGCUCAUAACACUGCUCGUGCGCAACAAAGCACACAUAUUGCCAAUGUUCUUGAGCUAUCUCGAAAAGCUCGAUUAUCCCAAAAAACGCAUUGCCUUCUGGUUACGCUGCGAUCACAACAGCGAUGACACCAUUCAAUUGUUGAAACAGUGGCUUCAGCACUCGGGCAAACUUUAUCAUAGCAUCAACUAUGCAUUUAAUGAUGACACAACGAGUUAUCAAAAGGAAACCUCAGCUUAUGACUGGCCCGUUUCGCGUUUCAAGCAUUUGAUUGCCCUGAAAGAGGAGGCGCUGGAAUAUGCACGCAAUAUCUGGGCUGACUAUGUAUUCUUUUUGGAUGCGGAUGUGCUGUUGACAGAGCCACAGGCACUCAGAACUUUAACAGCGCUCCGGUUACCAAUUGUGGCGCCCAUGCUGCUGUCGGAGAGUCUCUAUUCGAAUUUCUGGUGUGGCAUGACUGAUGAUUAUUACUAUCAACGCACUGCGGAAUACAAGGAUAUCUAUCACAGUGUUAAGGUCGGUGUCUUUGAAGUGCCCAUGGUACACACUGCUGUCCUGGUCGAUAUGAACUAUGCGGGUGCACGUUACCUAACCUUUGAUCGUCAGCGUCUUGUGGAAAUGCAAAAGAAGUUGAAGACAGAAGUGCGUAUUUACGACGGUCCCCUAGAUGAUAUCAUUGUGUUUGCCAUGUCUGCGAAUAGUUCCGGUGUGGCGCUCCACGUCUGCAACAAGCUGCCCUUCGGCUAUAUAACACAGCCACUGGAAACCACUGAUACAGUCGAACAGGAUCUGCAGCAGUUGGUCAAUUUGCGGAUUAAUAUGGUGCAUGAUUUGGGCGCAGUGCCGCCAGUGCAGAAUUAUUUGCAGCAUCAUCUGCGGUUGCCGGCGAAGACCAAAUUGGAUUUCGAUAAUAUCUUUAUGAUCAAUCUGCAGCGUCGUCCGGAGAGGCGCGAGAAAAUGGAGCAGCUGUUCAAUGAGUUGGGUCUGGAAGUGGAGCACUUCGAAGCCGUUGAUGGCAAGCAGCUAAAUGCACAGCUUGUCCAGGAAAUGGGCAUUAGUUUUCUGCCCGGGUAUGAGGAUCCGUAUCAUCAUCGACCCAUGACAAUGGGUGAAAUCGGUUGCUUUCUCAGUCAUUAUCGUAUCUGGCAGCAGAUUGUGCAGCGUCAGCUGCGCCAAGUGCUCAUCCUGGAGGACGAUGUACGCUUUGAGCCCUACUUCAAAGGGAAUGUGCAAAGGGUGCUCCAGCAAGCCAGUAAAUUCGACUAUGACCUCAUCUAUUUUGGACGCAAGCGUUUGAAGGAUGAGAGCGAACCGUGGGUCGAGGGCACCGAUAAUCUCGUCCAUGUUGGCUACUCCUAUUGGACGCUGGGCUAUGUUAUAACACUGCCAGGUGCUGAGAAACUGUUGGCGGCUAAGCCGCUGGAGAAACUCAUUCCAGUCGAUGAAUUCCUGCCUGUCAUGUUCAAUCGGCAUCCGCAAAAGAAUCUCAGCGACGCUUUUGAGCCGCGUAAUCUCAUUGCAUUUAGUGCUGCACCGAUGCUGCUUUAUCCCAUCCACUAUACGGGAGAUUCGGGUUAUAUAUCCGAUACGGAGGAUUCCCAACAAGUCGUUGUCACUCUCGAUGGUGAGGCGCAGUUGAAAAGCGAUCGUCAGCAAAUCUUUGCCAAAGAGAACGAAAUGAAUAUUCUCGAUCUGGAGCAGGAUCUUAAGUUGGGCGAGAGCAGCCAUGGCAACACUUUGCCCCAAGUGAGCAUCAGCAAGACCCAUCAGGAGCUCUAAAAGCUAAUCAACAAUUUCCAAAAUGCCAAAUUCAUAGAAUAUAACUAACUAAGUCUUUAAAAGUCUGUACCAAAUGUGCCUUGUCUAACGCUACAAUUAAGCUAAUUGCAUAAUAAAUAUCAACAACUACCAAUUACUAAUAAUGAAAAAUCGGACGAGAUAAUUCAUAUGUGUAUUUAUUAUAAUAAAUAACACUAUGCAAAUA
This is a messenger RNA of Drosophila grimshawi, 2241 nucleotides long. Its product is annotated as glycosyltransferase 25 family member. NCBI's taxonomy places the organism in Eukaryota, Metazoa, Arthropoda, Insecta, Diptera, Drosophilidae. The record is from RefSeq and is a predicted model, not a curated record. The transcript is spliced from 2 exons. The coding region runs from base 156 to 2036 and encodes 626 amino acids. Gene Ontology annotation, molecular function: procollagen galactosyltransferase activity.